Molecule: messenger RNA, 3420 nt
Organism: Coccidioides posadasii C735 delta SOWgp
Lineage: Eukaryota; Fungi; Ascomycota; Eurotiomycetes; Onygenales; Onygenaceae
Product: threalose-6-phosphate phosphatase
Biological process (GO): trehalose biosynthetic process; cellular response to heat; fungal-type cell wall organization
Cellular component (GO): alpha,alpha-trehalose-phosphate synthase complex (UDP-forming); cytosol
Molecular function (GO): trehalose-phosphatase activity
Source: RefSeq, a predicted model, not a curated record
CCUCCUGUCUCUCCUGUCCCAUCUACAUGAGCAGUUUAGAGAUUGAGAGGAUUGUCCUUGGAUGUCUGCAAACAACAAAGUUAAGUAGGGCUGUCUUAGAUCCUUGAUCCGCCCCAAAAAGCCUCCCUUCCCAGCCAAGAAAGACGUGCUCUCCCAACUCCCACUCUGCUGCUUUGUGCCCCGCAGUGCAUCGCACGACCACGGAGUUCAGUCCCUCCUGGCUCCAGUCUCGCCUUGCUUCUCUCUCGGCUCUCGCCGCAGCGCCGCCGCCGCCCGCUUUCCUGGCCCCGUGCCCAGGUAAUUAGAUUCGCCAGCCGUCAGCGAACCGUUCUUUAUACCCGUCCUAUAUCCCUCAGGCCCCCUGCACAUGGCACAUUCAUCAGCCGAAUCGCCACCAAUGCUGUCGAAUUCAACGAUUCUUCCUACCAGAAGCCAGACGAGCGAUGGUGUGUGCUUUGGGGAGCAGAUGAAUUCCUCCUCGAGACCUGCAGACACCAAAGGCCACGAGCCCUCUAAUUCGGCAGCGGCCAUGUCAGGCGCAGAACAUGGAACGUUAGGCACAUCGCCGGGCACUCCUUCCGAGGCAGCAAAGGGCGCAAAGUCGGGGAUCGAGCUUUUACGUCGUCUGAGUUUGAUGGAGGGAAGACCAACGCUGUCGGCUAUGGCGAGACCUGAAGAGCAUGCGGAUCUCCGUUUGACGGGACGGAUUAUCAGCGCUUCGUUCUGCAUCCCUUAUAAGCUCCGCUUUCGGUCCGGUUUGAAUUGGGAACUGCAUCACCGGCCUGGGACCUCAGCUCUGUUCGAUUCCUUCCAGUAUCUCGCCUCAUCGGAAAAUCCGUGGUCUCACACCCUGGUUGGGUGGACUGGAGAAGUGGAAAAUUCCACUCUACAAGACUCAUAUUUUCAAAGCAGGCCACAUACAGGCUCUGGUCUCGAGUCGCUAUCACUGGAAACUCCUAUGACCUCCCUAAGCAAGGCUUCCGCCCCCAUUCCUGUCGAUGGCAGCCAUAAGCCCCAACCUCCGGCAGAUGGAAUUCACGUCAGAAAAGAAGACCGAGAUCGCCUCGAAAAGCAAUUACACUCGAGUAAAUAUGGCAUGAUCCUUCCAGUUUGGCUCAGCGAUGACUGCGAGUCGCCUGAAGAGACCCUGCAUCUCAAGGACCAAACCCGCUGGCGCCGAUACGCUGAGCGUGAAAUCUAUCCCUUGUUUCACUACAAGCAGCACGGCCCGACGGAUGGGCGUGCUGAACGACGCUGGUGGCAGGACUAUCAACGCAUGAAUCAACUCUUUGCGGACCGAAUUUUGGAGAUCUAUCGUCCAGGAGAUAUUGUCUGGAUCCACGACUACCAUUUGUUCUUGUUGCCCAGUAUGUUGAGGCAGCGGAUACCGGAGAUUUACAUUGGCUUUUUCUUGCAUGUUCCGUUCCCUAGCAGUGAAUUUUUCCGCUGUCUGACCCGAAGAAAGGAGGUUCUUACCGGUGUUUUAGGGUCCAACAUGAUUGGUUUUCAGUCAUUUACAUAUUCUCGCCAUUUCUCCUCUUGUUGUACACGCAUAUUGAGAUUCGACUCAAAUUCUGCAGGAAUCGAUGCGUACGGUGCCCAUGUCGCCGUGGACGUCUUCCCGAUUGGCAUUGAUGUGGACGCAGUCCGGAAGAUGGCAUAUGGGGAACCCAACAUCGAAAAAACUAUUGCUGAGAUCAAGAAGCUCUAUGCUGGAAAGAAGAUCAUCAUCGGUCGAGAUCGCCUUGAUUCGGCUCGUGGAGUGACCCAGAAGCUCAUAGCCUUUGAAAUGUUCUUGGAGCGAUAUCCGGAAUGGCGUGAUAAGGUCGUCCUGAUACAAGUCACGAGCCCAACUAGUGUGGAAGAAGAAAAGGAGGAAUCAGAAGCCAAACUAUCAAGUCAGAUGUCGCACCUUGUAUCAACCAUUAAUGGCAGAUACGGAUCGCUCAGCUUUUCUCCUGUUCAACAUUAUCCUCAGUAUCUCUCUCGUCAUGAAUACUUUGCGCUUCUUCGUGCAGCCGACGUGGGUCUUAUCACCAGUGUCCGUGAUGGCAUGAACACCACCAGCUUGGAAUACGUUGUCUGUCAGCACGAGAAUCAUGGACCACUUAUACUAUCGGAAUUCUCUGGUACUGCUGGAAGCUUACACAAUGCAAUCCACAUCAAUCCUUGGGAUUCGGGUGGAGUCGCUGCGGCUAUAAAUGAGGCACUUACUAUGAGUUACGAACAACGUGAGGAGCAGCAUGAAGCACUGUAUAAAUAUGUAACAACACACACAGUUUCAAUAUGGUCAGAUUUAUAUAUUGGUCGGCUGUUGAACAACCUAUCGUCCUUCAAUCAAUCAAUCGCGACGCCGGUGCUGGACAAAGCAAAAUUGCUAUAUCAAUAUCGCAAGGCCCGAAGACGUUUAUUCAUGUUUGAUUAUGACGGCACAUUAACACCUAUUGUGAAAGACCCGCAAGCUGCCAUUCCUUCAGACCGCGUUGUUAGAACCCUCAAAUCGCUCGCAGCAGAUCCCAAGAAUUCUGUUUGGAUCAUCAGCGGGCGUGACCAGAACUUCCUUGAGGAAUGGAUGGGCCACAUCUCGGAAUUAGGAUUAAGCGCAGAGCACGGAUGCUUCAUUCGUAAACCGCACAAUGAGGUCUGGGAAAAUCUUACGGAGAAAUCUAAUAUGGGUUGGCAAAAAGAAGUCCUUGAUAUCUUCCAGCAUUAUACGGAACGAACACAGGGCUCUUUCAUCGAGCGAAAACGUGUUGCAUUGACUUGGCAUUAUCGACGUGUUGACCCUGAAUACGGAGCGUAUCAGGCCAAGGAGUGCAGAAAGCAUUUGGAAAAUACUGUGGCAAGGAAAUGGGACGUCGAGAUUAUGGCAGGUAAAGCGAAUUUGGAGGUUAGGCCGACAUUUGUUAAUAAGGGCGAGAUUGCGUCGAGGCUUGUGAACGAAUGUCAAGGGCGUCCAGAAUUCGUUUUAUGUCUUGGUGAUGACUUCACUGAUGAAGAUAUGUUCCGCGCUCUACGGCAUUCAAAUCUUCCGAAAGACCGAGUUUUCGCUGUCACAGUUGGCGCGAGCUCAAAGCAAACUGAAGCAAGUUGGCAUCUGCUCGAGCCGGCGGAUGUCAUUGCAACUAUCAGUCUUCUGAAUAGUUGCAACUGAUGAUGAGCCAACAUGACAAGCAGUCUCUUUCCUAUUCGUUUCAAAGACUAUGCAAACAUGGCGUUACUUGAUUUGAAUACAACGACAUAAAAUAAGGGAGGGCCACUGUUUAGUUUUGAAUAGUUAUCCCUUUUCCUGUUUAUGCAAGCAUUAUAGUUCUUCCUUCUAUGUUCAUUGAACUUAUUGAAAAGGUUGCCCUGGUUCUUGUUUUCUUCUGCGCUGACAUAGUAGAUUAACGCAUAUAUACUUAUACAUAUAUUAACCUG